Molecule: messenger RNA, 3066 nt
Organism: Chara braunii
Lineage: Eukaryota; Viridiplantae; Streptophyta; Charophyceae; Charales; Characeae
Source: the annotation of a GenBank genome assembly
GCCGCCCAUAUUUCACCAUUGCCUUUUCGUUCGCUUUCCCCGGCCGCGAUGACCUUGGGAGCCAAGGUCGGGGAGCCGCCAUCGCUGCCGACGACUAUCGCCCUCCUUUGGCCCAGGAUAGAGGAGCUGCUGGGACGAAGAUGACUUGUGGGGAAUAAUACGAGGAAGGGCAGGGCUUGGAGGGAAACGUAUCUGAAGGGUUGGGCACUCAUCAGACCUAGCGCAGCUGAGAUGCAGCGGUGGUGAUCCUGAUGUACUAACCCAUCCUGGAAGCCCGGCCUCAAACAGACGGCAAGUAUGCAAAGAAAAGCAUCGGGCCUCCUUGUGUGGCAGUGGUGUGGAGAAGUUGUUGGUGGUGUGGAUGAUAUCAUUUGUGCCUUGUGACAUCGUUUGACGUGGGUGACACAAAAAAGACCCCUUUUGUGACCAUUACCUUGGCCUUCUGGAAAAUUGUGCAACGACGAAGAUGGGACUCCACUGUGUAGUGGAAGCUGCUGUGACUGCGGCAUCUGGGUCUGAUGUGAAGGCGGCGAUGAUGGUCGCCAGGCAUCAGGCGCUAGGACGAGGGGCGACUGCUGUACGGCGCCAUUGUCGAGUAGUGGCACAGCAGCUUGAUGGUUGUGCUGUCAAUGUGAUGCUCGGGCACUCCCAUCCGCAGCAGCUAACACGAGUCAGAGCUAACCCUGUCCGGAGUGCUGGCCUCAAAAGCACACUGGCAGGCUGGCUGCAGCAGGGAGACGGGAAGACGGAGAAGACGACAGCGAAGAAGAAGAAAAAGGAGCCGUGUCACAACAAUGCCGGGCGGCAAGAGAUCUGCCGAUGUUUUGAUACACCUGCCAGUGGCCAUGCAGUUGGUGUGGCGGCAUUUUACAGGACAUCUGUGACAACCGCAUCGUGCCACUCGUCCACGGUCAGGCUGAGAUUGAGGUCCAGGUCCGUCAAUCGUAACACGAACAACAAACGAGCUUGGCAUCGAAGUCUUUCUCCGAUGGUCAGUAGAGAAGGGGGGAGGUCACGCGAAGACCGGUGUGCUGUGAGAGCCGCGAGCAGCGGUACUCGGCCCGCCAAUGUUGUAAGGGACCCAAUUAAAGUUAUAAUAAAUGGUGCUUCGACGGACCUGGGUCUUGAGGCUGUUCGGGCAAUCUCGCAUGCCAGGGGUAUGGAAAUUGUGGGGGCCAUAGACUCGAAGAACACAGGGUGUGAUGUCGGAGAGCUGGCUGGCCUGGAUGAACCUCUCGAGAUUCCAAUCAUACAGGACCUGGUGAUGGUUCUUGGCUCUGCAACACAGCAGGCGAGGUCUGACGCCAGUGUGGUUCUUGUUGAUCUAGCUAUCGCAGCCAAGAUGUAUGAGAAUGUGAGGCAGGCAACGGCUUUCGGGGUGAGGAGUGUAGUUGGGAUUCCUGGCGUCGAUAUGGGUAAGGUCGCAGCACUAUCGGAGUUCUGUGAAAAGGCGAGCAUGGGCUGCAUCAUUGCUCCUGAUCUUUCGAUCGGAGCAGCAGUGCUUCGCCAGCUCACAGCCACGGCUGCCUUCCACUAUGGCAGUGUGGAUGUGAUCGAGACAAGAGGAGAUGGCUGGGGUGAAGCAGAGAAGAGAGAGGAUGAGGCUGAUGGGAGCAGUGGUUUGCCUGGAUGGGAGGCUAUGGAGCUCGCACAGAGCAUGUCGGGACUAGGACGGAUCUUCAACAAGGGGGAUAUGUCAACGGAGAGCCCUGCUCGGGGAGUGUUGGUCGGCGAUGGUGUCCGUGUUCAUAGCCUUAGGGUUCCAGGAGCACCCGUCCGUCGGCAUGAAGUGAGAUUUGGCUCAUCCGGGGAGUUGCUGACGCUGACCCACGAUGUGCUAGACGCUAAGGCAUACAUGCCUGGAUUGCUUCUAGCUGUGCGACGUGUGGUACGCCUCAGGUCGCUGGUGUAUGGACUUGAGAAAAUUCUCUGAUCAUGCUUCCUCAACUCUCUUGCCUGCCUCCUAUUAUUCCCUUUCUGAUUCGAUUAAUAUUUCGGUUCUUAAUUUCUUUUUGUCUGUGUGUGCGUUUGUGUGUUCGUACGUGUAGGGGUGUGUGUUCACAUGUGUGUGUGUGUGUGUGUGUGUGUGUGUGUGUGUGUGUGUGUGUGUGUGUGUGUGUGUGUGUGUGUGUGUGUGUGCAAUUAAUUGCAGUGCUACAAGCGGGCUGUAUACUAAUUUUGUCCCUAUCGUCGUUGUCAGGACUUGAUCCCGCAACCUUUGUUUGCUGUAUUGCCUGUUUAUUUGCUGUUUGUGUGUUUUGAACCUUGCGGGACUUGAUCCCGUGACCUGUAACCUGUGUGUUUUGUUUGUGAGUGUUGUGCCCUAUGGGGCUUCACUAGUAGUCUCUGUUUGGUAGUCCUAGGCCAUUCAGCCUUUUUCUUUUGCCUUGUCAUAGGUCUAGGCCCCCUUUUCCCCUGUUUCCACCUAGAUACAGAUGGGUCUUGGGUUGUUGCUUUGGGGAGGCGGUCGUAGGUCUAGGCGGAGGGUAGAAGUAGUGGGCAGGAAAAUUAAGUCGGGUCUUUUCUCGUUGCUUUUGUUGGGAAACUGUGCUCGUUUGUUAUCGAAGCGUUGCUGCGUUAUUUCGGGCAAGGGCAUCUUCUUCCUCGAAGCCCAGCCAUCGCUGGGGCUGGGACAUGAAGUUGGAGAUCGCACUACUGCUCAGGACUGUGCUGUUGGGUUUGGGCGCUGCCUUCCUACACUUUGCAGCCAUAUCUGCUGUUCCUCCUCAUGAGGAACUUCGUUUUUCUCUUCUUCGAAGUGCUGGAUCGGUUGUCUCCUUCUUCACCAGGACUUCCAGCACUGCACUUCCGUGCAGGCACUGAGCUGGCGCUGCUAUCAUUGUGGUUGCUGGUUCAGAUUGGCACGUUGUGACAGCUGUGGGGUUACUGCUGCCAUGGCAGCCAUAGCCAGGGGUAUGAGGUGGCGAGGAGGAAGAAGAAGACUCCUGCAGACUUCGUUGAUCACUUGUUUUUGGUUGCUCGGGGUGGUUGUAAGCGCGGUUGUGAUUCUUGGAACAAGUACUCUGGAUUGAUUGGAGGAGGACGAGGGAUUGCAGAAUUGAAAUU